Molecule: messenger RNA, 1680 nt
Organism: Colletotrichum graminicola M1.001
Lineage: Eukaryota; Fungi; Ascomycota; Sordariomycetes; Glomerellales; Glomerellaceae
Product: major facilitator superfamily transporter
Exons: 2
Coding region: 1-1680 (559 amino acids)
Biological process (GO): transmembrane transport
Molecular function (GO): transmembrane transporter activity
Source: RefSeq, a predicted model, not a curated record
AUGGCUACCGCGGAACCCGAUCCACAAGGGGCAUCUGUGGUCGCCCUCGAGAAACACACUACCCACGUCGACCAACAUGGUAAAGUCGUAUUCAAGCCCUCGCGCGAGUUCCUCCUCGCCUUCGGAGCCCUCUGCACCAUCGCCCUGGUCGUCGCCCUCGACGCCACGACCCUCUCCGUUGCCCUCCCGACCAUGUCCCUGGCCCUUGGCGGCACCGCCCUUGAGGCCUUUUGGUCCGGCACUAGCUUCCUACUAGCCAGCACCGUCCUGCAGCCCACUGUCGCCGGGCUCAGCGGCAUCUUCGGACGCAAGUCCCUCGUCUUCGCCUCGGCGCUCCUGUUCGCCGUGGGCUCGGUCAUCGGCGCCGUCGCGAACGACUUCGCCGUCGUGAUCGCGGGGCGGACGAUCCAGGGCGUCGGCGGCGGCGGGAUUAUGGCCCUCAUAGAGGUUAUCAUCACCGACCUCGUCCCGCUGGCCGUGCGAGGCCAGUGGUUCUCGCUGCUCUCGGCCGUGUGGUCCGUCGGCACCGUCACGGGGCCCCUGAUCGGCGCCGGCUUCGCGCAGGACGUUACGUGGAGGUGGAUUUUCUGGAUCAACUUACCCAUCACCGCGCUGGGUGUCGUCAUGAUCUUCUUCUUCCUCAAGCAAGUAGGCAUCCCCGGCGAGGUCAGCGUUAAGCUCAAGAAGUUCGACUGGCUCGGUAGCUUCCUCUUCACAGCGGGCUCGACGAGCUUCUUGUUCGGCAUCUCGACGGGCGGGGUCAUGUACGAGUGGUCUUCGUUCAGGUGCCUCCUGCCACUGCUCCUGGGCGCCCUAAUCAUCGUCGGGUUUGGCUUCUGGGAGCUCGAAUUCGCGAAGGAGCCACUUAUCGACAAGGGCAUUUUCAACAACUGGACCAUGGUCGCUAACUACAUCAUGACCGUAUUUCAUGGCAUGAUUCUCUGGUCUAUCCUCUAUUUCCUCGUACUUUACUAUCAAGCUGUCAAGGACUACUCCGUGGUCAUCUCCGCCGUCGCCGCCCUCCCCGAGUCCCUCACUGUUGCCCCCGCAGCCAUGGUCGUCGGCAUCAUCGCCGGAGUCACGGGCCGGUACCGCUGGUCCCUCUGGUCUGGCUGGGUCAUAACGACUCUUGGUGCCGGACUCAUGUGCCUCAUGCGGCCCUCCACCACCGUCCCCCAGUGGAUUUGGCUCAACAUACCCAUAGGCAUCGGCACGGGCAUGCUGUUCCCCGCCAUGGCGCUCUCAAUCCAGGCGGCCUGCGCACCGGCUCUCAACGGGCAGGCCGCGGCCUUCUACUCGUUUCUUCGCACGUUCGGCCAGUCGGUCGGCGUCGCCGUCUCGGGAGUCAUCUUCCAGAAUGCGUUCCGGACAAGGUUGGAGCAGAUCCCGGCGCUCGCGGACGUGGCCGAGGAGUACUCACGCGACGCGACCAUUGUAGUGGAAGUCAUCAAGAGAAUGCCGAAAGGAGACCCCAUGCGCGCUGACUUGGUAGAGGCGUACUGCGACGCGCUGCGGGCGAUUUGGAUCAGCCUGAUUGCGUUCGCGGGAUUCUGUAUGCUCAUCAGCGUUACGGUCAAGAAGUACAGCCUGGAUCAGGAGCAUGUCACUAGGCAAGGUCUCGUGACGAGUGACGACACGAGCAGGGAGGAUGUGGAGAGGGGCGAGAAGGAUGAGCGUUGA